This is a messenger RNA of Didymodactylos carnosus, 2046 nucleotides long. The record is from the annotation of a GenBank genome assembly. Lineage: Eukaryota; Metazoa; Rotifera; Eurotatoria; Philodinida; Philodinidae.
AUGACGGGGAGUACAAGGAUUCUAAGAAGCACGGUCAAGGAAUUUGGAAAUGGGGACAAGUAUGACGGCGAGUGGCAAGAUGGUAAGCAGUACGGUCGAGGAAUUUACACAUUUGCAAAUGGGGAAAAGUAUGACGGUGAGUGGCAAGAUGGUAAGCAGCAUGGUCGAGGAAUUAAGGCAUUUCCGAAUGGCGACAGGUAUGAUGGCCAAUGGAAACAUAAUACGAAGCACGGUCGAGGAACUUACACAUUUGCGAACCAGGAGAAGUAUGACGGCGAAUGGAAAGCUGGUAAACAGCACGGACGAGGAAUUCACACAUUUGCAAACGGGGACAAGUAUGACGGUGAGUGGUACGAUGGGAAGAAACACGGUCCAGGAAUGGAAACAUCUACCAAUGGCGCUAAGUAUGAUGGCGAAUGGAAAGAUGGGAAGCAGUACCGUCGUGGGACUGAAAUAUUUUCCAAUGGCGACAAAUAUGAAGGUGGGUGGCAAAAUGGUAAGCAGCACGGUCGAGGAAUUUACACAUUUGCGAACGGGGACAAAUAUGACGGUCAGUGGUAUGAUGGGAAGAAACACUUUCGGGGAAUUGAAACAUUUGCGAAUGGCGCUAAGUAUGCUGGCGAAUGGAAAGAUGGAAAGCAGCAUGGUCGAGGAGUUUACGCACUUGCCAAUGGGGACUUGUAUGACGGCGAAUGGCAAGAUGGAAAGCAGCAUGGUCGAGGAAUGGAAGCAUUAGCGAUUGGCACCAAGUAUGACGGUGAAUGGAAAGAUGGGACGCAGUACCGUCGUGGGACUGAAAUAUUUUCCAAUGGCGACAAAUAUGAAGGUGAGUGGCAAAACGGUAAGCAGCACGGUCGAGGAGUUUAUACAUUUGCGAAUGGGGCCAAGUAUGAUGGCGAGUGGCGAGAUGGGAAGGAGCACGGUCCAGGAAUUCACACAUUUGCGAAUGGGGACAAGUAUGACGGCGAGUGGCAAGAUGGUAUGCAGGACGGUCGAGGAAUAUACACAUUUGGAAAUGGGGACAAGUAUGACGGCGAGUGGCAAGGUGGUAAGCAGCAGGGUCGAGGAAUUUAUACAUUUGCACAUGGGGACCUGUAUGAGGGCGAGUGGAAAGAUGGAAAGCAGUACUGUCGUGGGACGGGAACAUUUUCGAAUGGCGAUAAAUAUGACGGUGAGUGGCAAGAUGGUAAGCAGGACGGUCGAGGAAUUUAUAUAUUUGCAAAUGGGGACCUGUAUGAGGGCGAAUGGAAAGAUGGAAAGCAGUACUGUCGUGGGACUGAAACAUUUUCGAAUGGCGAUAAAUAUGAGGGUGAGUGGCAAGAUGGUAAGCAGCACGGUCGAGGAAUUUACACAUUUGCGAACGGGGACAAGUAUGACGGUCAGUGGUACGGUGGGAAGAUACAUGGUCGAGGAACUGAAACAUCUACGAAUGGUGCCAGGUAUGAUGGUCAAUGGAAAGAUGAUAAGAAGCAUGGUCGAGGAAGUUACAGAUUUGCAAAUCGGGACAAGUAUAACGGUGAGUUGCAAGAUGGUAAGCAGCACGGUCGAGGAAUUUACACAUUUGUAAAUGGGGACAAGUAUGAGGGUGAGUGGCAAGAUGGUAAGCAGCAUGGUCGAGGAAUUUACACAUUUGCGAACGGAGACAAGUAUGACGGUCAGUGGUACGGUGGGAAGAAACAGUUUCGAGGAACUGAAACGUUUGCGAACGGGGACAAGUAUGUGGGUGAGUGGCAAGAUGGUAAGCAGCAUGGUCGAGGAUUUUACGCAUUUGCGAAUGGGGACAUGUAUGACGGCGAAUGGCAAGAUGGUAUGCAGCAUGCUCGGGGAAUUGAGGCAUGUGCGAAUGGCGACGGGUAUUAUGGUGAAUGGAAAGAUGGUAAGAAGCACGGUCGAGGAAUAUGUACAUUUGGAAAUGGGGACAGGUAUGAGGGCGAGUGGCAGUACGGUGUGAAACACGGUGAAGGAAUUUACACAUUUGCGAACGGGGACAAGUGUGAUGGUCAGUGGUACCUUGGACGUUGGGAAGAAACGUUUUCGGGGAAUUGA